Molecule: messenger RNA, 885 nt
Organism: Trichoderma gamsii
Lineage: Eukaryota; Fungi; Ascomycota; Sordariomycetes; Hypocreales; Hypocreaceae
Exons: 3
Coding region: 1-885 (294 amino acids)
Source: RefSeq, a predicted model, not a curated record
AUGAACCGCUCAAAGUCCAUAUUAUCCAAUCUCUCCGAGAUGUCUGCGUCGGUCGCCUUUGGUGCUCCAUGGUACCCAAACGCAAACGACUCGGACAGGUACGGCCACCGGUCAUCUGACCGCCGAGCGCCGAGGACGAGGACUUCCUCUCGCGAGAUUGACGACGACUGGUCCGACGAGCCUUAUGGGGACCGCUCUGAGGAGGCCUCGGGCUCCGACAAUGACGAGAGCAAGCAAAAGUUCAAGCGGCGACAGCCCACGACUCCUUCGAUAGACGUUGAUGUAGAUACUGGUGCUGGAUCCAGCUCUUCCGCAUCGACUAGGAGCCGCCCUAUUGCCAUUCCUCGGUCGAGACAAAACAGCGUUGCCUCUACCGUCACGAUACCUGAAGCCCUCUCUGCUCGGGGCGAAAGGCAAGGUGGCUAUUUUCCCUUUCACGAAGAUCCCAAAACUCGUGUGCGACACACUCAUCCUUUCUACUACGAAAUGAAGAAUCAGGAUAUUGCCGCUCCUACGCUAGAGGAUGUGGACACGGGCGCGGACGCAGAUGUGGAUAUGCCCAAGCCCAAGUCUCGAUAUGAGCUGUCCAGCUCUACGCAGGACGAUUCAUACGGGUUCCUAAGCGACGAUGAAGACAGCGAACCCUUCAUACCAGCGUCCAUGGGCAAAUACUACCCUCAAGUCUACGAAAGACGACAGGCCCUGAAGAAGGGAAUUACCCUGCCGGCUCUUCCCACGUCGAGCAGCAGCAAGCCGCCUGGAAGCAAAUCGACAGCUUCCAAGCCUCACAAGCGGCGACCAAGGCCUCGGACGCCCGUCAUUGUGCCUCGACCUAUAGCCACCACCGAAUUCAUUCCACCUUUUCAGCUGGAGUCGGCAGAGUAG